This is a messenger RNA of Sesamum indicum (sesame), 1390 nucleotides long. RefSeq names its product 8-hydroxygeraniol oxidoreductase. Gene Ontology annotation, cellular component: cytosol. Gene Ontology annotation, biological process: formaldehyde catabolic process. The record is from RefSeq and is a predicted model, not a curated record. Gene Ontology annotation, molecular function: alcohol dehydrogenase (NAD+) activity; S-(hydroxymethyl)glutathione dehydrogenase [NAD(P)+] activity; zinc ion binding. NCBI's taxonomy places the organism in Eukaryota, Viridiplantae, Streptophyta, Magnoliopsida, Lamiales, Pedaliaceae.
AUAUAUAGAGAGAUAGGUGUUGAUCAAAAUGUAGAGAAGGCAUCUGAUAUCCAGUUAUUUGCAUACUUAGUUAGCUAGGCAGCCUCCAUUAAUAGCAUGGCUAACACCAGUAGUACUUCACCAGUCAUAACAUGCAAAGCUGCUGUGAUAAGGAAACCUGGGGAGCCACUGCAAGUAGAGGAGAUUCAAGUGGAUCCUCCAAAGCCCACUGAAGUUAGGAUCAAGAUGCUUUGUGCCAGUAUGUGCCACACUGAUAUCUUAUGCUGCAACGGCUUCCCUGCUCCUUUGUUCCCUCGGAUCCCUGGCCAUGAAGGAGUAGGUGUGGUGGAGAGCGUUGGUGACGAGGUGACGCACGUCAAGGUAGGAGAUACAGUUAUGCCACUCUAUUUGGGAGAAUGUGGAGAAUGCCAAAACUGCAGUUCAGGGAGGACAAACUUGUGCCAUAAGUACCCCCUUGAUUUCAGUGGCCUAAUGGCUGACGGCACAUCCAGAAUGUCUGUUGGCGGGGAGAAAAUCUACCACGUUUUCAGCUGCUCCACCUGGUCCGAAUACAUUGUCCUAGAGUCAUAUUAUGCUGUCAAAGUAGACCCAAGACUCUCUCUUCCCCAUGCUAGUUUCCUUUCUUGUGGUUUCACAACAGGUUUUGGAUCAACCUGGAGAGAAGUCAAUGUGAAAAAGGGCUCAACUGUUGCUGUAAUUGGCCUUGGUGCUGUUGGACUAGGGGCCGUAAAGGGAGCUCAAAUUCAAGGGGCUGCCAAAAUAAUCGGGAUAGACAUAAACGAGUUGAAGCAAGAGAAAGCAAAGGCCUUUGGGAUCACAGAAUUCAUCAAUCCUAAGCUCUCAGACAGAUCUGUAUCAGAGUUGAUCAAAGAAGCCACUGGAGGGCUUGGCGUAGACUACUGUAUUGAGUGCACGGGCGUGCCGGCCCUCCUCAACGAAGCCAUAGAGGGGUCGAAAGUGGGACUUGGGACAGUAGUGUUGAUUGGUGCAGGGCUUGAGAAGAGUGUGGAGCUCAACUACAUUCCCCUCUUGUGUGGUAGAACUGUGAGAGGUUCCAUCUAUGGUGGAGUGAGAGCUCAGUCAGAUCUUCCUAAAAUUGUUGAGAAAUGUGUCAACAAGGAAAUUGAUCUUGAUCACCUCAUCACUCAUGAGGUUUCACUUGCUGAAAUUAACAAGGCGUUUGAGUACAUGAAGCACCCAGACUGUGUCAAGGUUGUCAUCAAGUUCUAAGACAAAUCCAGCAAAUUGCUUUUUCUUUUUCCUCUUCGUUUUAUUACAUAUAUAUGUGUUGUGUGAGAUUUGAGGCUGUCUGGCCUCAGUUUGUGUAUUAUCAUGUCUACAAAUAAAGACCACUUGAUAUGGUUAAUCAAAUACAGAUGAAUUGCAAAUA